AUGACUCCAAUCCAACCGCAGAAUGUGGCACCUGCGAAGCGCAUGGUUUUGGUGGUCGCGGACGGGCUGCGAGCGGACAAGCUGUUCGAGAACAGGCUAGAGCGGGCGCCAUAUCUUCGCGAUGUCGUGCUUCACCAGGGAACUUGGGGUGUGUCGCAUACUAGAGUCCCGACAGAGUCCCGUCCCGGACAUGUUGCUCUCAUAGCGGGAUUCUAUGAGGAUGUGAGCGCCGUAACCAAGGGGUGGAAAAUGAACCCAGUGAACUUCGAUUCAGUGUUCAAUCAGAGCACGCAUACAUGGUCCUUCGGAUCGCCCGACAUAUUACCGAUGUUUGCAGAAGGUGCUUCGGAUCCCAACAAGGUUGAGACUAUCAUGUACCCUGCAGAGAGCGAAGACUUUUCUGCUGAUGCAAGCAAACUGGAUACAUGGGUCUUCGAGAAACUUUUGGAUUUUUUUAAGGAAGCAGAACGGAACUCAACCCUGAAGUCCAUGCUGCGACGCGACGGUAUCGUCAUUUUCUUACACCUCCUGGGCUUAGAUACAAAUGGGCAUGCCUUUCGCCCAUAUUCGGAAGAAUAUCUGCGGAAUAUUAGGCUUGUGGAUGACGGGCUGAAGGAGGUUAUUCAAGUGAUCGACAAGUUCUAUGGCAACGAUGGCAAAACAGCGCACAUCUUCACUGCCGACCACGGCAUGAGCAACCGCGGGAAUCACGGAGAUGGACAUCCCGACAAUACACAAACUCCUUUGAUCGCUUGGGGCGCUGGUGUAGCAAAGCCUGAACGAAAGGUGGUGACCGGGCAUGAUCAGCUUUCGGCAACUUGGGAUCUUCACGAUCUCCGUCGGUUGGACGUAGAGCAGGCAGACAUCGCGCCUUUGAUGUCUUCUUUGAUAGGCCUCCCAUACCCAGUCAACUCCGUCGGCGUGAUACCACUGUCAUAUCUAGCGGCAUCCGAUCACGAGAAAGCGAUCGCACUUGCCGAAAACGCUAAACAGAUCCUGGCGCAGUUCUUGAUCAAGUCGGAGUCGAAACGCCGGAGCGAACCGUUCUUCAAACCUUUUGAACCGCUGAAAGAGCAUCGCGAGCUCGUAGCGGCGGUCGAUGCAAUGAUUGCACAGGAGCGCAUCGAGGAGGCUACCGCGACGAGUCGCGAGCUCAUUGAUAAGUGCAUCCAAGGGUUGCGGUACUUCCAAACAUAUGACUGGCUGUUUCUGCGAUCCGUUAUUGCCCUUGGUUAUGCAGGGUGGGUGGCGUAUAGCACGCUUUUCAUGAUCCGGGGCGAUGUUCUCAAUGAGUCGUCGAAAGGCAAACGACCUGUGAGCCUAACGCCGGCAAACUCUGUCUACGCAACCAGUAUCCUAGUCUCACUUGGCCUAGGCACGUUGCUGUAUCAAAAGGAAUCCCCACUCCUCUACUACAUCUACGCCGCGUUCCCGAUAUUCUUCUGGUCCGAGACGAUCAAGCAGCGCGCUCUUGUAGCAGACUCUGUCGCUGGCUUACGCAGCAGAGGGACGACAAAGUCGGUCGCUGCCAUUGCUGCUUACGCACUUGUUCUUGAGCUCCUGGUCUACAGCUACUUCCGGCGCGAGGUCCUAGCACCGUCUCUCUGGUUCCUAGGUCUUGUAUGGCCAUGGACGUUCCCUGCAGGGUUCCGGCAGAAGCAUUUUGUCUUGCUCGUGUUGUGGGCCGGAUCGUGCCUCGCUACGAGCGUCUUCCCUUUGCUACCUGUAGAGAAAGGGGACAGUGUCCUCUUGGUUGCGGCGGGAGGCAUCGUUAUACUUAUCUCGGGACUCUACGGCUGGCUGAAGGUUCCUUACUACGCUGAUGCCAACCUGCCCGGGUCUGCCGAUGCUUCACGGAACCGACGGAGCUCCAAGAUUCUAGGAUUGGAGAUUGUCAUCGCGGCGAGUAUCAUGGUAACAGUAGAUACCACGUAUCGACUCCAAGCGAAGUCCGGCCUUCCUUUGCUGAAUCAGACCAUCAGUUGGGCCAUCCUUGCAAUCGCGAUAGCCAUCCCCAUCCUGGACGGUGUGCACAAAGGCCAGCACUUCCUGCGACGCCUAGUCAUCAUCUAUCUGUCUUUUGCACCGGUGUUUGUCCUGCUCAGCAUUUCCUACGAGGUGCUCUUCUACGCCUGUUUCAGCAUGACGCUGCUCUGCUGGCUGUUGGUCGAGAAGGCUCUUGCCGAGGAUGUGGAUGACGCGGUGUAUAGUGAGGGCUCGGUAAGUGUGCGGGCAACAGGAAAAGAACCACCAUCAAACCGCUCCCUCGGCCUCAGCGACCUCCGCAUCGCGGGAACCUUCCUCCUCUUCAUCAACGUCGCCUUCUUCGGCACCGGCAACAUCGCCUCCGUCUCCUCCUUCUCUCUCGAAUCCGUGUACCGCUUCACCACCGUCUUCAACCCCUUCCUCAUGGGCGCCCUCCUCAUCUUCAAAAUCCUGAUCCCGUUUUUCCUCCUCUCCUCCAUCUUCACCGUCCUCGGCCGCAUCCUCCGCCUCCCGCCGUUCAGCCUGUUUUGUCUCGUGCUGAGCACCACGGACAUUAUGACGCUGAAUUUCUUUUUCCUGGUGAAGGAUUAUGGCAGCUGGCUGGAGAUCGGAACCACUAUCAGCCAUUUUGUGAUUGCGAGCGCUUUUAUUGUGUUUCAGAUUGUGCUGUUUGGCGUUAGUUAUGGGUUGGUUGGGGGCGUGCUUGUGCCGGAUGUGAAGAGGGUGCGCGGAAAGAAGGACAAGUGA
Fimicolochytrium jonesii is the source of this 2733-nucleotide messenger RNA. Its product is annotated as Phosphatidylinositolglycan class N-domain-containing protein. Gene Ontology annotation, cellular component: endoplasmic reticulum membrane. The record is from RefSeq and is a predicted model, not a curated record. Gene Ontology annotation, molecular function: mannose-ethanolamine phosphotransferase activity. The transcript is spliced from 14 exons. The coding region runs from base 1 to 2733 and encodes 910 amino acids. Gene Ontology annotation, biological process: GPI anchor biosynthetic process. NCBI's taxonomy places the organism in Eukaryota, Fungi, Chytridiomycota, Chytridiomycetes, Spizellomycetales, Powellomycetaceae.